Messenger RNA from Enterobius vermicularis (human pinworm), 390 nucleotides. The record is from the annotation of a GenBank genome assembly. NCBI's taxonomy places the organism in Eukaryota, Metazoa, Nematoda, Chromadorea, Rhabditida, Oxyuridae.
AUGGACUCGGAAUGUGCCAGCGAAAUCUUCUCUUUGGAAGAUUGUGGUAUUUGUUCAGAAGCCGGAAGUUGCACAGAUUCUGGUGUGGAUCCAUCAAUGGACGAAGCUGAAGCUCCAGACAGUCCACCACCAUGUAACUACGGAGAUAUUCUGUUAGAUGUACGCUCAAGAAAAUGUUUGAUGUAUAAACGGAUUGGAAGGACUAGAAUUUUUGAGAUUACUUUAUGCCAUUUUUUUUUCACUACCUUUUUAUCUUCUAUUCUUACAAUUGCCGCGGCUUUAGCCGACGUCGAUGAUGAUAACGAUGACAACGAUCAAGACGGUAGAAUAGCGUUUGAUUUUAAUCUUACAUUAGAAAAAAAAAGUUUAGCCAUUGUUCAACUAGUGUAA